AAAACAAUUCAAAAGCCAUCGUUUAAAAAUAUUUUUGAGAGCAUAAAAUAUUUUUUUUUUAACUGUUGAAGAUCAGCAAAUUUUAUGUUGAAAAUGCUGCAAACUAAAUGCAAAAGUAAUGCGCUAAACGCUCAGGAAGACAUUGUAAAACAGUUGGAAAAGUUAAAUAUAUGGCAGGAGGAGCAGAAGCGUUUGCUGGAAGAGCGCCAGAAUUUGCAAAGAAAAAUGCUUGGCUUAGAGCAACAGAAUAUGUACGAGAAAAUGGGGAUCUUUCACGCUAGAACCAUAAUCGAAGCGACUGGAGUUGGAGCCGCCGAAGAAUCAUCAUCAGAUCAGGUAAAAAAAGGUGGAACUUACGAAAAUAUUGAAUUUGACAGAGAAGUCAAGGAAAUAGAAACAAGGUUGUUCGAAGGUAGCAAGAAAAAUGAAGUGAAAUUUUCAAAUGAAACUGAUAACGACAACAUGUAUUGCAGUAACGAGGGGCUUCACAUUAAAGAUGUGAAAAUAAAGCGGCCUUAUUUAAAACGAGGUGAAGGUAUAAAGGCUCGUUACAAAGUCUCACCCGAGUCAUUACGGCUGAAUAACUUGCCACGUUAUAAAUAUGCUACAAAUCAUCCCAAAAUUAAAAACCUACAGCGACGCAGAAUAGCUCCCAAAGUAAAACCCUCGUCGGAACUUGGAAAUUUGAUAACUAAAACGCCUGAAUCUGUUGAGGAAUCGAAACUGGAUAUAAAUGAAAAGUAUUUCAACCAAAUGCUUGUUAAUUCAAACAAUGUGAAUAGCUCCACUCCUGACACCAAGUUUUCAAAAGAAGCUACGCCAUCAAUUUCCAAUUGCAAUCUUCGAAACGUCCGAGUAGAAAAUUACAAAACGAUGGAGGGCAAAAAAUGUUAUAAUGCCGAAGAGAAUCUGCAUGAACAUAAAGUUGGGCAUUAUGUCGGAAUUUCUUGGGCAAAAUUUCUCGAUCCACAAAUAGUCAAACCAAUUCCAAUUCAAGAAAUUAGAACACCAGUUAAGAAAUGUGAUAAAAUGAUCAAAACUAAUAAAAACUUUACUGAAGAUGAUGAAAAUUUAACUAUUUUUGAACUUCUUGAAAAACAAGCUGCUAUAGGAGCAAUCGAUAUGAAUUCAACUUGUAUAAGAAACUUUUUAGAAAAAAAAAGUAACUCUGAAGAACACCAAGAGAGUGAGACAGAUUUUCCUACCCAAGACAUUUAUACCGGAAGUCGAUUGCGGCCUGCUGUUGAACAAAUUUUAAGAAUUGAUUCCGACGAUGAAAGUACUGUUUCGGUUGAAUCUUUAGAUGAAAGAGCACUGCCAUGCCAAACACCUACAAUUUCCAGUUAUGUUAGUGAUGAGUCAAAAAAUGAGCAUAUAUUAAAUGUUGAAAAAGCAGAUUUACAUGUUCGUUUUUCCGAACAAAAUACAACUCUAGAAUUUGAUAACAGAGAAGAUAUGAUAUCAAACAAUUCCGCUUUAGGCGAUGAAACAACUUUAAAUAAAAGUUCGUAUUUGUUUCAUCAAUUCAAGGACGCGCUCUUUAGUGCUUUGCUUGGCAAGACGGAUGGUGAGGACAAGACAACAGAGCAGAACCUGAUGAUGCCAUCACCACCGUCUGCACUUACGCAGGAACUACAAGAGAAAAGCAGCAUUAUUAAAUUACGACUUGAAGAGCUUGAAAAGGAAAUUGCGGAUUUUAGAAACAAUAACCUUGAAUUAAUCAGAGCCAAACAAGAAUAUGAAAUAGAGAAAUCCCAUUUUAAUCAGGAACGUAAUGAAGCAUUGGACCGUCUAAGAGACGAUAAAAUACAAAUGGAAAUGUAUUUACAUGACGAACGCAUGAAAAUCGAGGAAGAAAAACGGAAGUUUGAACAACAGAUGCGUGUGCAGAAACAGACAUUAAACAACAAAGAGCGCAAGGAGGUAGCGCGUCUCAAGGACGAAUUAGAAUCAUUGCGAAUUCAGUUGAAACAGAAGGAACAAUUACAUGCAUCGGCACAAGCGCGCUUACGUGUACAAAUCAGGAAUAUGGAACGAGAUCAAAAACAACUGUAUGAAGAUGUUGAAAAAUUGACAAGAGAAAAUAAACGGCUACAAAGUGAAAAACAAAAGCUUGAAAGGGAGGGUAAUAAUAAAAUGCUCAUGGAAAUAAACAAGAACAUUGCUAAAUUAGCACCAAAGUUGGCCGCAGGCAAUAGUUGCAGUACAACUAUUGAAUGUCCCGAAGUAAACACCCGAUUUAGCAAAAGGACCUUAAAGUCGUCAUACUCUUCGCAAACUAAUAAAAAAUCAAGUAAUAAUAAUCAAAAUCAAAUGAAAGCUCCUCCCAACACUCGGAAUACCAGCAGAACCGAUAUAAAAGAGGAUGUAGAAAAUUCAUCAACUUUAUACAAAGCGACCAUGUUUGAUCGUUGUAAUGACUCUGAGGGUGGUUUGGCAGAUGAGGAUGAUGAUGAUGACAUUAUUGCUGAAUUAAAAGUUUCAGAAAAUAGCAAAAGUACAAAAUCGGCAGAAAGUUCAAGUCAUUCAAAUAUCUCAAAAGAUACUGUUAUUUAUAAAUGUGAUGCAAACUCUGGAUUCGUUGUUCCAAAUUCCAAAUCCAUCGACGAGAACACAAAUAACGAUAGGAAUGACAAAAAGAUUGUGAAAAGUGUGACCAAAUGUGGAGAAAAUUUUAGACGUGAAAUUAUUAAUCCAGAUGGCGGUAAAGACAUUUUGUAUCCUAAUGGUAACUUAAAAAAGAUAUCCCCUGAUGGAAUGAACAUUCGAAUGCUUUACUUUAACAAAGAUAUAAAAGAAACAAAUGUUAAUGAAGGGACCGUUAAAUAUUAUUAUGCAGAGACGAAUACUUGGCAUACAACAUAUUUAGAUGGUUUAGAAAUAUUCGAAUUUCCGAAUGGCCAAACUGAACAUCGCUACAAAAAUGGCGUGAUUGAAAUUCAUUUGCCUGAUAAUUCCGUGAAAAUUACAAAUCCAGCUGAUAAAGAUAAACUUGAGGAAUGGCGCUUUGCUGACGGGACAAAUCUAAUCCAAAUGCACAACGGGGAUAGGGUGUUAAUGUUACCAAAUGGACAAAAAGAAAUACAUACAAAACUGAAUAAGAGACGUGAAUAUCCUGAUGGUACUGUGAAACUUGUCUAUCCCGACGGAAGUCAAGAGACGCGUUAUUCGAAUGGACGAAUACGUUUGAAAGAUAAAGAUGGCAAUCUAGUAAUGGAUACAGAGAGGGUUUAAAAAUAUUUAAUCUAUUCAGCAAAUAUUCUGUGUUAACUGUAAAUUGUAAACGUAAAAAAAAAAAA
Molecule: messenger RNA, 3299 nt
Organism: Ceratitis capitata (Mediterranean fruit fly)
Lineage: Eukaryota; Metazoa; Arthropoda; Insecta; Diptera; Tephritidae
Gene: Sas-4
Product: centromere protein J
Exons: 2
Coding region: 85-3234 (1049 amino acids)
Biological process (GO): cilium assembly; centriole elongation
Cellular component (GO): nucleus; centrosome; centriole
Molecular function (GO): tubulin binding
Source: RefSeq, a predicted model, not a curated record